Molecule: messenger RNA, 1461 nt
Organism: Trichoderma harzianum CBS 226.95
Lineage: Eukaryota; Fungi; Ascomycota; Sordariomycetes; Hypocreales; Hypocreaceae
Exons: 5
Coding region: 1-1461 (486 amino acids)
Molecular function (GO): FAD binding
Source: RefSeq, a predicted model, not a curated record
AUGAGACUCGCAGAACGUUCCACGACCACCGCGUUGGUAGCGGCUGCUGCUGUAUCUGCAGCUUCAUAUGAUACAUGCUGUGAUCGUCUCGCCUCCGCGCUGGGCGACAUUGUCACCACCACGCCCUUCACCGCGAACGACUGGUUCUCUAUCCAAGAGUCGACCCUCGUGCCGGCCUGCAUUGUUCGACCGCGUUCCGCACAGGAUGUUAGCAAGGCGGUGACAAUCCUCAACUCAUCACGGGCGCCAGGAUGCCAAUUCGCUGUCAAAGGCGGCGGUCACACUCCGGCCGGAGGCUUCGCCAACAUCCAGGGCGGCGUGACCUUUGACAUGGGACAUCUGAACGCGACGGCGCUGAGUGAGAAGGGAACCUCGGUUGCCGUCGGGGCGGGCGCCGUCUGGAACGAUGUGUACGGCUAUCUGGAUGAUUUCAAUCUUGCCGCCGCUGGUGGGAGGAACGGUCUCGUCGGUGUUGGUGGCCUGCUCUUAGGUGGUGGCAUCUCGCACUUCUCGCCGCGAGUUGGAUGGGCGUGUGAUGGUGUUGUUGGAUAUGAGGUCGUCCUCGCAAACGGCACCCUCGCAAACAUCUCCGCGACUAGCCACCCCGACCUGUACCGAGCCCUCAAGGGCGGCGGCAACAACUUUGGCGUCGUGACGCGCUAUGAGCUGAAGACGUUCCCGCAGGGAAACAUGUCGGUCAACACCUUCUCAUACGGCGUGUCCCAGGUCGGCGCCGUGUUCGACGCCUUCAACGACGUCGCCGCCGAUCCAAACUUCGACCCCUAUGUGUCUCUUCAGGCGGGCUUGCUGUACAGUUCGGCGGCGAAGGCGUGGUCGGUGAGCGCCUCGGCUUAUUACACGAAGCCCGUGCUUCAUCCGGAGGUGUACAGCGGCUUCGAGGCUCUGCCGAGCAUUUCCAACACUUCCUCGAUCACGAGCGUAGCUUCGCUGGCUGCGGAGAAUCCCACUCCGCCGCUGAAUUGGCUCUUCGCCACGCUCACGCUCGGGACCUCGAGCGAGACUAUGCUAGACAUCUUCAAGACCCUGAACGGGUCCUUGUACGACUUCAAUCCCGCCGGUGGUGUCACAUGGAACUUUGCUUUCGAGCCCCUUCCAUCUGUGAUGCUUUCAAAAUCUGCCGCCACUGGGGGAAACGUUCUCGGAUUGGACCCCGAGGACGGCAAUGGUAUUGUCCUUCUCUUCUCUGCCCUCUGGCCGAACUCGAGCUCUAGCGACUCUAUUUACCAGAAAGGCCGAGACACAUUUACGGCUAUCGAGAAGGUCGCCGAGCGAAAAGGGGAACUGCGGAAGUUUGAGUAUCUGAACUACGCGGGCCCGCACCAGUCACCGCUAGCUUCUUACGGGGCGGAGAGCCUGAACUUCCUCCGCCAGGUCAGCAAGAAAUAUGACCCGACCGGAGUGUUCCAGCACAAGGUGCCUGGUGGCUUCAAGUUGUGGUAA